AUGGGGCUGAAAUGUUUGAGCCGCGAUGCCUACCGGGUGGGAUGGAUCUGCCCGUUAGAGGUGGAACAGAUCGCGGCAAUGGAGAUGCUGGACGAGGAGCACCAAGCUCUUCCGCAACCCAGCGGGGACACAAACAUCUACAAUCUCGGCAGCAUCAACAACCAUAAUGUGGUCAUCGCGGGUCUUCCGCGCGCGGGGAACUGCUCCGCGGCCACUGUCGUCACCCAAAUGAGGAUGACCUUCCCAAACCUCAAAUACGGCCUGCUGGUCGGGAUUGGGGGCGGCGUACCGACGAAGACCGAGUGUGGAAUGGUCCGUCUCGGACAUGUGGUCGUUAGUGAGCCAACUGGUAUUCACUCUGGAGCAGUACAGUACGACCACGGAAAAGCGAAGGCGGGCCACUUUGAACGCAAAGGAUUCCUGGCACCUCCCCCAACAGCCCUUCUUAACGCUGUGCGGGAAGUGGCUGUCCGACGCCAACGGCUGGAUUAUGAUCCAAUUUGGAAGAAUCUGGAGCGAAUCCAAACCGGCCGUCCAACACUUCGUCGCUUCACGUUCCCCGGCGCCGCGAAUGACCAUCUCUACCCGUCAUGUUACACGCAUAGUCGGCAAGGAAUACCAUGUGAAGAGAGUGGGUGUGACCCGAGGCAGCGUAUCGCGCGACCAAUAGAUGAGGAAGACGACUCAUUUAUUGCUGUACACCGAGGCACAAUAGCAUCUGGGGAGCUGGUGAUAAAGGAUGCUCAGAGGAGGGAUGAUCUAGCGAAGGAGCAUGGUGUGCUAUGCUUCGAAAUGGAGGCCGCAGGAGCCCUUACCGAUUUCCCAUGUAUGGUGAUUCGAGGCAUCUCCGACUAUUGCGACUCGCAUAAGAACGACCAGUGGCAUGGCUACGCAGCGGCGGUAGCGGCCGCCUAUGCCCGGCAGCUGUUUUUCCACAUGUCCAUUGAAGAGGUGCAACGGAAUUCGAAUCAAACGCCUACUUCUUUCGAGCUCCCGCUUAAUCUGUCCGGAAUAUCCGAGGUGGCCCGGUUCGUCGCACGAGAAGAUCAGCUGAAGAGAAUGCAAGAGAUUCUCGAAAUGCCUGCUGGACGUCGUAUUGUUGUGGUUCAUGGCCUGGGUGGCAUCGGCAAGACGCAGCUAGCGAUCGCAUAUACCAAACGAAAUCGAUCUCGUUUUUCGGCGACUUUGUGGCUAAAUGCAAGAGAUGAAACAGCGCUGAAGCAAAGCUUUGCACGCGCAGCUGAGUGGAUUGCACGCCACUAUCCAUCUCUUACAUAUAUUAAAGGUGCUUUGGAGAGCCGGGACCUGGUCGAGACGGUGAGCGCGGUCAAGAGAUGGUUAGAUGAGCCGAUGAACAAUCGCUGGAUGGUCGUCUAUGAUAACUAUGAUAAUCCCUUAUUGGGCAACCAGACAGGGAAAAGCCUAGCCUCUGCUUCCUUUAUUGAAGCUAGUACCGAUAGCGAUAACGACGAAGAUCUCGCAAAGGCUUUUGAUCUGCAGAAAUUCCUGCCCGAGACCGACCAUGGUGCCAUCAUUGUGACCACGCGGUCCUCUAUGGUCAAGCUAGGCCAGACGCUUCACUUACGCAAGCUAGAGGAUAUUGAUGAUAGUCUCGAGGUCCUAGCUUCCGUCUCUGGCCGUGAAGAUCUGAGACAAGAUCCUGUUGCCACUGAUCUUGCAAGACAGCUCGAUGGACUGCCUUUGGCCCUGGCGACAGCUGGUGCAUAUCUAGAGCAGGUGUCGAUCAGCUACGCCGAGUACCUCCAGCUAUACCGAGAAUCAUGGCAGCAACUACACGAAGAGACGCCACAGCUGGGGGCAUACCAUCAAACGCUGUACUCAACUUGGAAUCUCUCGUACCGAUACAUUCAGCAGCAGAGUCCAAUUGCGGCUAUGCUUCUCCAACAAUGGGCGUAUUUCGCCAGUGAAGACUUGUGGUAUGAGCUGCUAGAAUAUAGCGACCCGGAGAAGCCGGAAUGGCUGGUUGCACUGACAGAGAACAAGCUCAUAUUUCAUAAAAGCUUACGAAUUCUGUGCAGCCACGGGCUCGUUGAAGCUGAUCCGACUACCACGUUACAGAGAGUGGAGUCAGGAGGGUAUAGCGUACACGGCUGUGUUCAUUCGUGGAUGAUGCAUGUAUUAAACCAGGGGCUUGAUAAGAGUAUGGCCUGGACGGCAGUCCGAUGUGUAGCGCGGCGUGUGCCUAGUCCAGACAAACACGAAUUCUGGCUUAUACAACGACGGCUGAUUGCACACGCAGACAGAUGUGUGGAGAUAAUAAGAAACGAAGAAGUUGACGAUGGGGAUGUGGAGGCUCUUUAUUCUUUGGGUUAUCUCUACGCAGAUCAAAGCCGGCUCCAAGAGGCAGAGGCGAUGUACGAACGAGCACUGGAAGGCUUUGAGAAGAAGUGGGGACGAGAAGACCCGGAGACGUUGGAAACCGUCAACAACCUCGGUGCCCUCUACGCAGACCAAGGCCGGCUCCAAGAGGCAGAAACGAUGUAUGAACGAGCAUUGGCAGGCUUUGAGAAGGUGUGUGGGCGAGAAUUUACAUCGACGCUAAGUAUUAUUCACAAUCUCGGCAAUCUCUACAUGGAUCAAGGCCGGCUCCAAGAGGCAGAGUUGAUGUGCAAACGAGCACUGGCAGGCAAGGAGAAGGCGUGGGGACGAGAACACACGUCGACGUUGGAUACCGUCAACAACCUCGGCACUCUUUACCAGCGUGGAGGCCGGCUCCAAGAGGCAGAGGCGAUGUACAAACGAGCACUGGCAGGCAAGGAGAAGGCGUGGGGACGAGAACAUACAUCGACGUUGGAUACCGUCAACAACCUCGGCCUCCUCUACGCAAAUCAAGGUCGGUUCCAAGAGGCAGAGGCAAUGUUUGAACGAGCGUUGGUAGGCAAGGAAAAGACAUGGGGACGAGAACACACAUCGACGUUGGAUACCGUCAACAACCUCGGCCUCCUCUACGCAAAUCAAGGCCGGCUCCAAGAGGCAGAGGCGAUGUACGAACGAGCACUGGCAGGCUAUGACAUAGCUUUUGGUGCGAACUCACCUUUCAUCUAUAUCCCUGCCUUGAAUACUCUGAAGAACUAUGGCCUUCUAUGUGAGAACAAUGGGAAUGUGGAUACCGCUCUCCUGUAUUACCAGCGGGCGCUGGUAGGCACUGAGGCUGUUUGUGGCCAGGAUAGCGAACGAUAUACCUGGCUUUUCAACAGAUUGAGCUCUCUACGGCGUGAUAAAUGUGAGAUUUCUGGCGAAGACUCUGUGCGAAAGGGAACAAAAAAGCAUGGGACAAUAUGGAAAAAAGUCAGAGCGAAGCUCUCCGGUGUGUACAAGUCUAUAUAA
Molecule: messenger RNA, 3348 nt
Organism: Penicillium salamii
Lineage: Eukaryota; Fungi; Ascomycota; Eurotiomycetes; Eurotiales; Aspergillaceae
Source: the annotation of a GenBank genome assembly